GGGGGUUCGCAGAGCUUGACUCGAUGCUCGCGGGGCGUCGCUGGCUUCGCCUUCUUCUCGAAUGUCAGGUAGGCGGGGGGCGGCUAGUAUAGGAUUAGUGCGCGGAGUCGCCGCGUCGCGUUGGUAGGUAGCGCUGUUAGUGAGUUGUCAAGCAAGGCCGAAACGUCACGGAGCUGAGGAGUAAAGAGAGCAAGAAGCGAAGAAGCGACGAGCAUGCCAGACUGCAUCAGCUCCGUGCGUGCGGAUUCCUAGAGUGACAGCCAACAUGGCGGAGAGUGGGUUGUGCGGUGGAAGUGCGUAGUCUAUGAUCGAGCUCUGCGAGCGAGGAGACGAGGAUGCACCAGGGUACAGCGUCGUCGACGACGCGGCGUCGCGGCCACCAGCACCACCCGCGACACGCGACGCGACGACGUCUUGACGCCUCGAGCCGCGGAGGACCCGCGCAGUGUGGUCCCGCGGGUGUCGCGAUUCCCGAUUUUUUCCCGGGCAACGAAGCGCCCCCCUCCGCCGAUGAAAACCCCGGGAAAAAUGAAACUGCGACGGAGAAACGGCAGCUCGACGCAGAGGCGCGAGCUCGCGACGAACAGCUGAUCAAGCCAGCUGACGAGCCGGAACAACAUUCGGAACGACCCGUUCAAAGGCCCGCGCAGUGUGGCCGGAACGAGGCGACGGCGACGAUUGCCGAUCCGACGGAGCCGAGUGCGAACACCAAUCGCCACCUCGGUCCGCGGAAUGCCUCCGAGAGGUCGAAGCAUCGCCGAGGCGAAUCGCCGAGGAACUCUCGAAUCGAGGUGAACAGGACCCCCGAGCCUGAGCACGCGGUCGCGAGGGCUCGGGGCGACGGAAAUUCCGACGACGAGACGUCGAAUAUCGAGGAAGACCCGGAGCUCGUCGAACUUGCCAAGAUGCGUUGCCCUAGCGAGCGGACCGAGGUGCAGGCCGAGAAGGAGGCCAGGCGACGCAAGAGGUGCGCCGAUUAUCCCGGACUCGCAUUCGGAUGCUCGAUAUUCUCGAGCGACACGAUGAUGAAGUUCAGCUUGAUUAAAAACGAGCUGCAGAAUAUAAUGGGGAACCAGCUGAAAAGGGCCGAAUCCGAAGUCGCGGCUCUCAACCGUCGCAUCCAGCUGCUUGAGGAAGAUUUGGAGAGGUCAGAGGAACGUCUUGCAACUGCCACAGCCAAGUUGGCCGAGGCAUCUCAGGCCGCCGAUGAAAGCGAGCGGAUACGGAAGGCCCUUGAAAAUCGUACCAACAUGGAGGAUGACCGCGUGUCUUUAUUGGAACAACAACUGGCCCAGGCUAAACUGAUUGCUGAAGAGGCUGAUAAAAAAUACGAAGAGGUCGCCAGGAAGCUAGUCAUGAUGGAACAGGAUCUCGAACGUGCCGAGGAAAAGGCUGAGCUAUCCGAGUCAAAGAUCGUCGAGUUGGAGGAAGAACUUCGCGUUGUUGGCAACAACCUGAAGUCCCUCGAAGUAUCCGAAGAAAAGGCGACACAGAGGGAGGAAACGUUUGAGGGACAAGUCAAGAUAUUGGACAGCCAACUCAAAGAGGCUGAGGCUCGCGCUGAAUUUGCCGAGAGGUCUGUGCAAAAGUUGCAGAAGGAGGUCGACAGGCUCGAGGACGACCUAGUUGCCGAGAGGGAGAAAAAUAAAUUGCUUCAAGAGGAGAUGGAGUCGACGCUGCAUGACAUCCAGAACAUGUAGAACAUGUUGCACACUUUUGUGGACAAAAUUUACACGCAUACACUUACAUACACAUACACAAAGAAAGAGAAAGAAAAAGAAAAAGAAAAUGAAAAAGAAAUAAUUAAUAAUAAUUAAAGUAAUAGAUAUACGCGCUUGUUUGUUUGGUGCACGCCUAACGUAACACAACAACAAUACAUAUAUAUGUAUAUAUAAUGUAUGUAUAUAUGUGUUGAAAGAAAAAAGACAAAAUUGAAAAAAGAAAGACAGAAGGAAAUACAGUGUCCUUAUAUUUAAAUAGGGUUAAGGCCAAUUUUUUCGAGCAGGAGAUAAGGCAGAUUACGAUAUACAAGUAUUUAUAUCGAAGCUAAACUUUUAUCGCGUGUCUUUCCAGUUUUCAAUACUGCACAUUCAUUAAUAUUACGUAUAGUAGAACCGUUUAACUGCCCUGACGCACAUGUCGAAACGAGUCUCUUUAAUCCUUUGCCUUUUUCCUGGCGAAUAUCGAAUUUUCGUCAUUCCAUUCGCGUCUUAUCGCAAUUGACAUUCCGUUAAAAAAUUGUUGUAUUUGUCAAAGAGAAUUCGAUUCGCCUUGUCCUCUUAAUUUGAAAAAACCGUUUGUUUUCGUCGGUGAAUAUUUUGCAUGUAAAAGUUAUGUGAAGGCAAAUAGCUUGAUGCGAAUUAUCUUUCUUUUUUUCCUUUUUUUUUUUUAUCCAACACGCGUCAGCAUCGCAAAAAUUUUUUAUAACGAAAUUGCUAAAAGAAUCGACACCCGAUUUAAGAAUUCUACAUUUUUGCCGUAAUUGAAAACAAACGGUUCUCCAUCAUCCGAAGACUGAGGAAGGUUUAGAAAGUACGCGUCGUGUAUUCCUCUCCUCUAAUUGACAGCAAUAAGCAUGUAUGUAGGUAUAGACUAUAUUAUAAAAUAUAUAGAUAAUGUCUUCUAUAUUUAGUAGCCUUUUCUUUGUUGCUCCAUGCAGUAUUUUCUUACGUCUUAUUACUCUAAAUUAUCAAGCCGCGUUCAACUCGUUUUUUUUUCUGGUUUAUCCUAAUUAUACACGGAUC
Diprion similis is the source of this 2744-nucleotide messenger RNA. Its product is annotated as tropomyosin Per a 7.0102. NCBI's taxonomy places the organism in Eukaryota, Metazoa, Arthropoda, Insecta, Hymenoptera, Diprionidae. Gene Ontology annotation, biological process: muscle contraction; actin filament organization. The record is from RefSeq and is a predicted model, not a curated record. Bases 336 to 1700 code for a protein of 454 amino acids. The transcript has 8 exons. Gene Ontology annotation, molecular function: actin filament binding. Gene Ontology annotation, cellular component: actin filament.